This is a messenger RNA of Manduca sexta (tobacco hornworm), 1767 nucleotides long. RefSeq names its product methyltransferase-like 26. NCBI's taxonomy places the organism in Eukaryota, Metazoa, Arthropoda, Insecta, Lepidoptera, Sphingidae. The transcript is spliced from 2 exons. The record is from RefSeq and is a predicted model, not a curated record. The coding region runs from base 434 to 1120 and encodes 228 amino acids.
UCAAUAUUUUACUAGCUCUGUGAUUCAUUACAUUCGAAACAACGUUCUGACGUUCAUGAAUUAGUUCAAUUCAAUGUUCACGAACUACAUAAGGCUACAUGUUACAUUAUGUAGUUAAAUCUUUUUAAAUAAAAAUAUAUCUAUACCGGUCAAUAGUGAAUCUAAUAAUAAUUAUUAAAUAAAUUCAAAAAGUAUUAAAUUACAUACAGAAGACUUUAGUCCAAAAUAAUUUAUUGUAAUUUUACUAACUGUGACGUAAAAAAAAUACUACAAAUCCAUGCAAAACCUGUCUACAUUUGUGUAACACAAAUAUUUGAAAUUUACCUCAUAAAAAUAACUGUAGAUUAUAUGAGACUUCACAAAAUUUACUGCCAUAGCCAUUGCCAUCGUUCAUAGCACGUUAAUUCGCCUUAGCCGGGUGCUAAGGAGGCCAAUGUCGAAGACUCAAGAUUUCGCUUGUGGUUUUCACGAAAAUGAAAGUAUUACAAAUGAGAAGCUUAUCUAUCCAGCUGCAUCAAGAAACAAAGAAUCUAUACUACAAGUCCUCAAGAGAUUCCUAAUUACUGACACAGAAAAUGAUGAUGAAGAAAAUCCUCUCUUUGUAGAGAUAGCAUCAGGCUCUGGACAACAUGUGGCACAUUUUGCACCACAUUUUCCAAACUUCAAAUUUCAGCCAACGGAAGUAGACAGUGCUCUAUUAGGAAGUAUCUCAUACUAUGCCAAACACUGUCCCACAAAAAACAUUUUACCCCCGCUACACUUGGACAUUUGUAAUAGUUUAUCUCAGUAUGGGUUUAAAGAAGAAAGUAUAGACUACAUUUACAAUGCUAAUAUGAUUCACAUAACUCCUUUUGAAUGCACUAUAAGGUUGUUUGAGAAUGCAGGCCAAUACUUGAAACGUGAUGCAUUCAUGAUCACAUAUGGUCCUUAUGCUAAAGAUGGAAGAUUGUCACCAGACAGUAAUAUUCGGUUUGAUGCUACUCUCAGAGAUAUUGAUCCUUCAUAUGGUGUACGUGACAUAAAUGAUCUGACUAAAUUAGGAGAGAAAAAUAAUUUAUCCCUUAUUGAUACUAUUGAAAUGCCUUCAAAUAAUAAGACAUUAAUAUGGAAAAAAAAUUAAGUAGUUCCCUGCUUUUUAAAUAUACAUUAUCCAUGUAACCUAAGUACCUAAUAGUAUUAUCCUGGCUAGGUAAUGUAACAAACCGAGAAAAACUUGUAAUUUAAAAUGUCUGCUUCCAGUUACUUAAUUCAGAACUAUUAAUUAAACUAUAAUGUUAUGUGGCACUCAUACACUAUAUAAAAAAUGUACCCUGCUACAAAAAAUAUUAACAUCUAGAAUAAAUUACAAAAAAAUAUUGUUAGAAAGGAAAUUUAAACCCAAAGUGAGGUUUAUCAAUUUUUUAAGUAUGUUGUCAUAUCCAAAUAUUUAAGUAACCACUAACCAUUUCUGAUAAGGCACAUUUGCUCCCUCUACUGUAUAAUUCCAGAAAAUAUCUCAAAAACCUACUCAGUAUUUUAGACUUUAUAUGUAUAUUCUCAUAGACUGAAUUUACUUUACAAAAUACUCUAUUUAUUAUAGAAUAAAGAUCAUAAAUAAUGACACACUGAAAGUGACUGCAUAUAAUAAUAUAGCACUAAACUGGAAAUUAACAUAAGUAGAAAUCAUUUCAGAUUAACAAUUUUAUUUUAUGUUUAUAUGCGCUAUACGGUGCGUUCGGCUAAUUUCGUGUUGCAGGAGUCUCGUAAAUAUUUUUUCCAAUAAAAUAU